UUAAUCCACUUAAGUAUUUUGCACCUGUCCUCCAAAAACCGUUUAGUAACCGGUGUUCAGUAUCCAUAUAUUCCGUGCUUUACAUCAUCAAUAGGAUUUUACUGCUCCCAUUUGUUACCAAUCCCAUAAUCAGUGGGUUGCGCACCCUUUCUUACGUUGACCAAAGGCCACUAGCUCAACAGCAAUCGCAAUCGGUUCCUUUCGGAAAUAGGAAGAUCAGGAUGUCUUCGGUGUUCAUCAUAGUUUUUUCCACAGUCUUCCUGUCGUCGGUCACCUUUGCCGACACUAUGAUGAAGCGGCAAUCCGGUUACGGUCAAGCAGGGUCGGGCGGUGGCCUUUCUGGAUUCCCCGCAGGAUCAAGCGGUAUAGUUGGCUAUCCUAGCUCGUCUAGCAGUGGCAUGAGUUCAUACCCCGGUUUGGUGUCCGGUUCUUCCGGCAGCAGUGGUGGCGGCAGUUAUUCCAAUUCCGGAACAGCCAGUGGCUUUGCGGCAGCCGGCAGUUCGUCCUUUAAUCUGUAUGGCGGUAACAGCAUUAUUGCCGCGCAAAAUCCAAAUGUUUACGCUGCGCUGGACCAGCUGCGAGGAUCCGAAGCAUUGACAGCAUCUGAAGCAACCGCCGUCAUUGCGAAUUCCAUUCCCGGCACAUCCUACCCGACUCUAGCUCAUAUUCCACAAACCAGCUUCUCCUGCUCCAACGUCCGUCAGUUUGGAUUUUAUGCUGAUCCCGAGACUAGAUGCCAAGUGUUUCGCCGAUGCGAAGCGAAUAACUAUAUGUUUUCCUACAUCUGCCCCAACGGAACACUUUUUAACCAAAUCACUCUGAUCUGCGACUGGUGGUACAACGUUAACUGCCCAAACUCCGCUGCCUGGGUUGAUUACUCCAAUCCCCGCAUUUAUCGUCAAGAUCUGCGCCUGUUCGACGAUUUGUACGGUGCCGGUUCGGGAAUGGGUGGAGGCAGUUACAGCGGUAGCGGCGCCGGAAGCUACAGUGGCGGAGCCGGCGGAAGCAGCGGUAGCACAUACGGAGGCAGCUUGGGCGGCUUAGGCGGAGGCAGUGGAUCAUUCGGCUCAGGCGGCUACAGUCAGGGCGGCUCGUCUCCCAUGCAACAGUACCGCAGCGCUAGCCUGGCCAACAAAGUCCUCUCCGAACCCAUUGCGUCGGCAUCCGAGAAAACCCUCAGAGAAAUUCUCACACAACUGGCCACGAAUUCCCUGCAGUUACCUGACGCCGUGGUCACUUCAGAAAGAGACAAUGUCACUACAAAAUUUGUGUGAUUCCGCACGGGUUAAUUUAUUUUCUUGUAACCAGUUAAAUAAUUGUUGAAUUUUUGUAGCUGGCUUUAGACAUACCCAUCGGUUAAUGUU
This is a messenger RNA of Paramacrobiotus metropolitanus, 1364 nucleotides long. Its product is annotated as interleukin enhancer-binding factor 3-like. Lineage: Eukaryota; Metazoa; Tardigrada; Eutardigrada; Parachela; Macrobiotidae. The coding region runs from base 222 to 1274 and encodes 350 amino acids. Gene Ontology annotation, molecular function: chitin binding. The transcript is spliced from 5 exons. The record is from RefSeq and is a predicted model, not a curated record. Gene Ontology annotation, cellular component: extracellular region.